Molecule: messenger RNA, 446 nt
Organism: Saccostrea cuccullata (small rock oyster)
Lineage: Eukaryota; Metazoa; Mollusca; Bivalvia; Ostreida; Ostreidae
Exons: 3
Coding region: 32-379 (115 amino acids)
Source: RefSeq, a predicted model, not a curated record
ACAUAAUUUGGAUUCGUCUAUUAUAUUCAGAAUGGUGAACGCGCUCCUUUUAGUUAUAAUUUCAUUGUUUAUUGUAGACUGUAUAUCAUUCAAAAUGCUUGAUAAAUUUGACUGCGCUCUUCCCAGUCAGUAUAGAAUGAAAGCAUGCCUGAACAAGGACCCCUGUUGCUCUGUUCUGCCCGUGUUCGAAAAGGACUGUUUCACAGGAUGUCAGUUGGAUUGUCGGAAUUCUAUUUUCUGCAAGCGGACUUGUCCUGUUUUAGAAAAGUCUGAAGUACAGGACUGCGUCAAUACCGAUCCGUACUGUUUUGUUGAAAAAAUAAUUCAACCUAAAGAUGGCAAGGAGUGCUUCAGUGGUUGUAUUAAGGCCUGUUCCUGAUUACUUCUGUAGACUUGACUGUGUUACUAAUCAUAGCUUUCUGUGUAAUUAAAACUUGUCUAACACG